Messenger RNA from Cololabis saira (Pacific saury), 1913 nucleotides. RefSeq names its product CCR4-NOT transcription complex, subunit 11 (gene cnot11). Gene Ontology annotation, biological process: mRNA catabolic process; negative regulation of translation. Lineage: Eukaryota; Metazoa; Chordata; Actinopteri; Beloniformes; Belonidae. Gene Ontology annotation, cellular component: CCR4-NOT complex. The record is from RefSeq and is a predicted model, not a curated record. The transcript has 7 exons. The coding region runs from base 356 to 1687 and encodes 443 amino acids.
UUCACCGAGGAGGUCAAAUUGAAAUUUAAACGGCUAACGGGUUCCUCCGACGUCCUGUUAACGAUUCUGAAAACACCUCGGAUUAUAUCAUUCCCUUUGGGUCGUAUGGUUUCCAUGGGACUGUUAUGAAGCCACUGAGCCGGUGUUUGUGGAGUGUAUCUAGCGGGGAGGUGAAGUGUGCUAAGCCCUGGCUGCUGGUGGAGAGCUAAGCUACCUCAGCUAACGCCACACCGACCCAUGUGAAGACUCCCCGCGUUUCUCUUCAGGUUUCCCCUCAGGUUUCUCCUCAGGUUUCUCCUCAGGUUUCCCCUCAGGUUCUCCCCUGGAACAUGAACUGACCCCCCCGUCCGUCAGCAUGAGCCUGGCUCCCCGGGAGCUGUCCCAGCUGCUGGGCGUCGUGUCGGAGGAGGCGAGCUCCAGCAGCUUCGAGCAGCUGUCGGCUCACUUCCACCACCACUUCGGCAAGGCGGAGCACUUCAGGGUGGGCUCGGUGCUGGUGCUGCUACUGCAGCAGCCCGACCUGCUGCCCAGCUCCCCGCAGAGACUCACCGCCCUCUACCUGCUGUGGGAGAUGUACCGCACCGAGCCGCUGGCUCAGAACCCCUUCGCCGCGGUGUUCGCCCACCUGCUGAACCCGCCGGCCGGGGAGCCGGAGAGGCUGCUGUCAGGCUUCCUGCCGCCCAUCACGCAGCCAGAGAAGUUCUUCCUGUCCCAGCUGAUGCUUGCUCCACCCAGAGACCUGUUCAAGAAGACGCCCCGCCAGGUGUCCUGCAUGGACGUCAGCAACAUGCCCCAGUCCAUAGACAUCAGCGGCCUGCAGCUGGCUCUGGCAGAGCGUCAGUCUGAGCUGCCCACCCAGAGUAAAGCCAGCUUCCCCAGCAUCCUGAACGACCCGGACCCGGACUCGUCCAACUCGGGCUUCGACAGCUCCGUGGCCAAUCAGAUCAUAGAGUCUCUGGUCACCGGGCCUCGUCCCCCGCUGGAGAGUCACUUCCGCCCCGAGUUCAUCCGGCCUCCACCUCCCCUGCACGUGUGCGAGGACGAGCUGGCCUGGCUGAACCCCAUCGAGCCGGAUCACAGCGUCCAGUGGGAUCGCUCCAUGUGCGUGAAGAACAGCACCGGCGUGGAGAUCAAGCGCAUCAUGUCCAAGGCCUUCAAGAGCCCGCUGUCGUCCCAGCAGCAGACCCAGCUGCUGGCUGAGCUGGAGAAAGAUCCCAAGCUGGUUUAUCACAUCGGCCUGUCUCCAGCCAAGCUGCCGGACCUGGUGGAGAACAACCCGCUGGUGGCCAUCGAGAUGCUGCUGAAGCUGAUGCAGAGCAGCCAGAUCACCGAGUAUUUCUCUGUUCUGGUCAACAUGGACAUGUCGCUGCACUCCAUGGAGGUGGUCAACAGACUGACCACGGCUGUGGACCUGCCCCCAGAGUUCAUCCAUCUCUACAUCUCCAACUGCAUCUCCACAUGUGAGCAGAUCAAAGACAAGUACAUGCAGAACCGCCUGGUCCGGCUGGUCUGCGUCUUCCUCCAGUCCCUGAUACGGAACAAGAUCAUCAACGUUCAAGACCUGUUCAUCGAGGUCCAGGCCUUCUGCAUCGAGUUCAGCCGCAUCCGCGAGGCCGCCGGCCUCUUCCGCCUCCUCAAGACCCUGGACACCGGAGAAAACCCUGCAGAAGCCAAACCUGCCAAAUAGAGAGCUCAGAGACGCUGCACAGCCAGAGGAGCCGACGCCACUGCUGCUCCUUCUGAGGAAAUAUUGUAAAUAUCCAGUGUUUUUCUUCAGAUGUGAACUUCUUGGACUCCAUCUGCAGUUUUGCCCGUGAACUCUUUUCCCUUCUAAGAAAUGAAAAAUGAACUCAGGAUUUGGUUUUCUCCAGCACUGUUGUCUCGGAGUUUAAUUAAAAAGGUUGUUGAAUUAA